CAACAGUCAAGUCAAUGGCUGCUAAUUGUGGCCAUCUAGUCUCUCCCUGGCGACUGCCGCUGUUUUUAUUGCUCCUGCUACCAUGACUAGAGACACACAGUUUCAGCUGCUCUCUUACAGAAUACAGCAGAAAUGUUCGUAACUGUUCUUUAUGGAGACAGUGAAGAGAUGCUGUUUAAUAUCAACUGUAAAGUUCAACUCCUUUUAGAAUGUAUGAAGAACUCUUGUCACUAUGAAAAUGAAGGGGAAAUAGAACUUGCAGAUGGCAGUGGACAAGUAAAGAAUCUUCUGGAGAACCAGCAGUGUUAUGCCAAUGAGCUCCUCAGUGAAAGGGAGACGUGUGUCCUGCUUGCCGUGAAUAGGUCCCCGGACUCCUCAGAUGUCAUAUUUACCCCAUUACUGAAUGAUGAUACCAUUGUAAAUGCCAAAUUUCUAGCAAAGUUGGGAAACUGGGGAGAAUCAAAGUACUCGAGUCGUAAGCUGAAAUCAAAAAAAUCUAACAGAAAAAACACAGUUGUGAUUUCCACUCCUCCGGAAGUGGCAGGAAAACAGAGCACAUCUGUCCGGAAACGAGUGGCUAAAUCGUGAGAAUACAGCUUCAGACCUCCAGAUUGCUGGAGUGGGACAUUUUCUCUCUGCAAAUAUAUAUAUAUAUUAGAUU
Messenger RNA from Bufo bufo (common toad), 661 nucleotides. It is a transcript of the gene C1HXorf65, whose product is annotated as chromosome 1 CXorf65 homolog. NCBI's taxonomy places the organism in Eukaryota, Metazoa, Chordata, Amphibia, Anura, Bufonidae. The transcript is spliced from 7 exons. The record is from RefSeq and is a predicted model, not a curated record. Bases 133 to 588 code for a protein of 151 amino acids.